Argiope bruennichi is the source of this 937-nucleotide messenger RNA. RefSeq names its product superoxide dismutase [Mn], mitochondrial-like (gene Sod2). NCBI's taxonomy places the organism in Eukaryota, Metazoa, Arthropoda, Arachnida, Araneae, Araneidae. The transcript has 5 exons. Gene Ontology annotation, molecular function: superoxide dismutase activity; metal ion binding. Gene Ontology annotation, cellular component: mitochondrion. Bases 127 to 798 code for a protein of 223 amino acids. The record is from RefSeq and is a predicted model, not a curated record. Gene Ontology annotation, biological process: superoxide metabolic process.
UAUUGAUUUCGAAGAGUGGCAACUUCAAUGAAGUUUUCGGAACUUUCCAUUUCUAUCAUCGGUUAUAUUAGUCUGCUUAUUAAUAGUGUGUUGAAGUGGUACCGUGAAUUCGGAAAUUUAUAAAGUAUGAUAGUAAAUAACUUGAUGCGCACUUUUAAGAGUGCUCGAGUUUUCAAUCCACAAAUUAGCUGGGCUCUUAAUAAGCAUACUCUACCUGAUCUUCCUUAUGACUAUGGAGCAUUAGAGCCAACAAUUUCUGCAGACAUAAUGAAAUUGCAUCAUUCUAAACAUCAUGCUGCAUAUGUUAACAAUUUAAAUGUAGCUGAGGAAAAAUUGGCAGAAGCUACAGCUAAAGGUGAUGUUUCAACAAUAAUAAGUCUUGGACCUGCUCUAAAAUUUAAUGGUGGAGGCCAUUUAAAUCAUUCUAUUUUUUGGCAAAAUUUAUGUCCAUCUGGCGGUGAACCACAAGGUGAUCUGCUGCAGGCAAUCAAAUCUGAUUUCUCUAGUUUAGAUAACUUAAAGAACCUUAUGAGUGCUGCUGCUGUUGGUGUACAAGGCUCAGGCUGGGCUUGGUUGGGAUUUAAUCCUGUUACAAAAAGAUUGCAAGUUGCUACUUGUGCAAAUCAAGAUCCUCUGCAAGCUACAACAGGUCUUGUACCAUUAUUUGGAAUUGAUGUUUGGGAACAUGCUUAUUACUUGCAAUACAAGAAUGUGAGACCUGAUUACGUCAAAGCAAUAUGGAAUGUUGCUAACUGGAAAGAUAUUGGAGAAAGAUUUGCAAAGGCCAAGAGUUCGUAAAUUAAAAAUGAAUAUUUAUAUUAUUUUUUAUGAAAAUUGUGAAUGCUGCAGAAGUGUUUAUAUUAGAAUUUGUAACAUUAAAAAGUUUAUUUGUUUUGUGAUUCUUAAUAAAUUUUUAGAUGUCUGUUUUUCUUAUAAA